This is a messenger RNA of Colossoma macropomum (tambaqui), 1735 nucleotides long. RefSeq names its product N-methylpurine DNA glycosylase (gene mpg). Bases 751 to 1632 code for a protein of 293 amino acids. The transcript has 3 exons. Gene Ontology annotation, biological process: base-excision repair. Gene Ontology annotation, molecular function: DNA binding; alkylbase DNA N-glycosylase activity. Lineage: Eukaryota; Metazoa; Chordata; Actinopteri; Characiformes; Serrasalmidae. The record is from RefSeq and is a predicted model, not a curated record.
GUUGUCUUAUCCUGCUUUGUGCAGCGCCGCCCAGCUCAUCCACACCAAUCAAAACAUCAACCGAAAUAAGUAUAAGAGGCAGAGACACACAGCCCGACAGCCUACAGUCUGUAUCCACUGUGAACAGAUGCAGAGAGGCUCUUCUUCAGGGGAAUCUGGACCACAUUAUUUCCCCUUUGUAUCCCGAGUUAUUCUGUAAAAACAAAUACAGAGACCAGAAACGUUUACUUCACCACCGCCGGCUGUAGGUCGUUGUGGUCGCGGCGCCUUUAACAAUCCCACAAGUCUUUGCCAGACAUGGAGGAAAAAUACACAGAGCCACUGAGGCUGCAGGCUGCUAAAGGUUGAGUGGACUUUUGGAAAGCUCUCCUGCACUUGGCGUGAAUAAAUGUCUGUGUUCAUCAGUUGGGAAAAACAGAGAAUAUGUGUUUAAAACUAAGCCUUUAACGACCUCGAAUCAAGCCGAAAAAUGUCUCUAUUAAUGGAGCUAGCCUGGAUAGAGAGCUAACCUAGCUAGCCAGCGUAGCUUUCUAGAGCUGCUAACAGCAGUGGGCUGUUUCAGUGAAUGACUUCAGUCACCAGCUAAUAAACAUCUUAUUUUUUAAUGGUGUAGUCCAUGUUACACAGACAGCGCAGUGGUAGCUGUGUUUAAGAAGUGGUGACCACACAGAGUCUAUAGACUAUAACAGGGUGGCACACCGUGUAGAGUCAAACGUUAGCUUAGCUUGUUGUUUUUUUAAUGCACUUGUCAUGCCAACUCGCAAGAGAAAGUUACUCCCAUCUGCUCAACUUUGCGAGCAGCUAAAUGCGACUCCUAAGCAAAUGCAGCAAAAGACCACCCGAGCGGAGGAGGGCGACAGAUACGAGGAGCAAGAUCAAGAAGAGCUCCGCAGUCAGUAUUUUGCGAGAAAUGAUGAAAAUGGAGCCAGGUUGAGAUUUAACUUCUUCAACCAACCAUGUGUUGAUUUAGCCAAAGCCUUUCUGGGUAAGGUGCUGGUGCGGAGACACUGUGAUGGCACGGAGCUAAGAGGCAGGGUGGUGGAGACGGAGGCUUACUUGGGUGGGGAGGACAAAGCGUCACACUCAGCUGGAGGGAAGCGCACAGAGAGGAACGUUGCCAUGUUCAUGAAGCCUGGGACUGUCUAUGUUUAUCCCAUCUAUGGCAUCUACCUCUGCAUGAAUGUCUCCAGUCAGGGGGAGGGGGCGGCAGUGCUGUUACGCUCUCUGGAGCCCCUCCAGGGGCAGGACGUCAUGAGGAAGCUGCGGGCAGCCAAACGAAGAGAUGGUGCCAGGGCCCUGAAGGACAGGGAGCUGUGUAAUGGUCCGUCCAAGCUCUGCCAGGCCCUGGAUAUCCAGCGCUGCUUUGACCGCAGGGACCUGGCCACGGACACUGAGGUAUGGCUAGAGGACUCUGAAGAGGAGACACCAGGGACUAGAGAGGUGGUUUCAGCCCCACGGAUUGGUAUAGAAUCUCAUGGAGAAUGGGCCACAAAACCUCUACGCUUCUACCUGCGGGGUCACCCCUGUGUGAGCGUAGUGAACAAAGAAGCUGAGAGCAAACUUGAGGUAACUGCCAAGUCUCAUCAGGCUACCACAGGAGGACAGAUAGCUGAAAACUGGCAUUCUUCAUGAAAUUUGAGAAUGUAAAAUUCCCACUUUUGCCAUUAUAGGAGCAGUUCACUUUUAUCUAAGCCAAAGAGCUUAGGCAUUUUCUAAUAAACAUUUAUGUCUGACA